AUGAUCCAUGCGAGAAUUUCUUCACCUCGUCGUAGUUUAUCUCCAAAAAAACGACGAACUAGUAGUAGAAAAACAUCAAUCGCAUCAGCAAAAAUAAUACAACAAACUAACGAAGAACUAAAAGAUCCAAUUCCAAAUAAUUAUUCGAAUUUUUACAAGUAUGGUAAAGGUCAAGUGGACAUUAAUAAUAUAUUGAAAAAUAAAAAAUCAUAUCCAGUUGCACCUGAUGCUUUUAUACCUAAUUCAAGUUUUCGUACAGUAUUUAAACGAAAAGAAAUUAAACCAAUUGAAGUAAAAGCAUUUGAAUUAAGAUUAGAUAUACUUAAAAAUCUUAAGAAUUCCAAUGGGCAAGAUAAUGAUGAAUUUGUAGAAUUAACCGAUCCAGAUAUUGCAUCAAAACCAGCUAGCGGAAAAAAAUUAAAAGGAAAUCUUAUUUCACGUAAAAAGGCUCAUAAUGAUCCGACAUCAGAAGAUACGAUUCGUAAUAAAUAUUGGAACAAGGAUACACUUCCAGAUUUAUUCAAACGAAUGGAAAAUGAAUCAUGGUGGUUAAAAGCAAAAGAAGAAAAACCUAAUCUUUUUUCAUUUCUAAUUUAUUUAAAAGAAAUAAUUAAAUUAAAACAGGUUAUUUCAUAUGAAUCAGCAUGUUAUUAUGUUGUUGAAAUAUUUCGAAUUUAUGGUAUUGAAUCAUUAUUUGUCAAUCAAAUUCUUGAUAUUCUUCUUAGUCAUAUAUCAAUAGAUGAAAAUAAUGUUUUAAAUAUAUGUACUAUUCGUACGAUUGCUCAAUUUAUGAUUGAACGAAAAGAUAUCAUUGUUCAAUUACUGGAAUAUGCACUUAAUUUUCAACCGGAUAAUAUAUUUCGACAAGAAAUUAUCAAUACAAUCAAAUUUAUUACUGAUAUUAAUGAUUCAGAUAAGAUUAAUUUAGUUCUUGAUAAUAUAUCUGCUGUUUAUGAUUAUCCAGAAGAUAAUUUUUCAUUAAAAUUAAUUAUAGAAAAUAUUAAAAAUACGCCGAAAACAGAAGAAUCAGAUUCAAUUAAUGAAGAACAAGAAGAAGAAAAUAAUGAUAUUCAUCCAUUAUUGAAAAAAAUAUCUAAAGAACGAUGGUUUCCUCAAGAAAAAGUUUUAAUCACUGUUGAUUAUAUCCUCGAUGUCAUUAUAAUAAAAUUAUCAGAUGCAUCAAAAACAUUGCUUAAAACAUUAACGACACAUCUUAUUCAAUUAAAUCGCGUGAUUGGUUAUUCAAAAGAACAGUUGGAUCGAGUUUCAGAUAUUUUUAUAUUACUAUUAUCACAUGAUGAAGCUGAUUAUCGAUUAAUUGCUGCAACAAAUCUUGCUAAUCUUAAUACAGAAACUAAGGCUAUUGUAAUUGCAUUACUAAACUCAUAUAUCAAUGAUUCUCGAAUUCUUGUACGAACUGAAUGUUGUGAUACAUUAAAAAUAUUAACAGGUAUCGUUUCUGAUACUAUUUUAAAAGAUUGUGCAGAUGAUAUUUUGCUUUUACAAGAUUUCCCAGAAGAAAAUUUUAGUCUACAAAAUUAUUUAAACGAAAAAAAUCGUGUACCAACUCCAUUAGAAUCAAUGGAUGAAUCAUUAUUAUUAUUACCCGUAGACGAACCUAUUUCAACCGAACAAAAUCUAAAUAUGAAUCAAAUAGAUAAAAAUGAAGAUAAUACUUUUAUAGUUAAUUCUCGUUCAUCUUCUCCACAAACUAGUAAACGACCGUCAAUUAUAAAUAGAUUUUCUCUUCCAAGACUAUCUCAAUCUAAUAAUUUUACUGCUCGAUCAAGUUUAAUUCCACCACUAACACCUAUUCAACCAGUUAAUAUUGAUGAAAAAAGAAACUCUAUUCCAUUAGAUAAAAGAUAUUCUCAACAGAAAAGUCAUUCAAUUUCUUCAAUUAAAAGUACUAUAUCAGUCCAAAUCAGUAAAAAACGUUCAUCACUUUUAUCAAACACAUGCAAUUCAUAUGUAAUUGAAAAUAAUAAUAUUGAUCAAAAUGAAGAUGAUGAAUCAUCACAAUCAAAUUUUUCUUCGCCGUCACAAACAAUACUUAACGAUGAUUCUAUUGACACAAUUAUUGAAGAACAUAAACAAACAGUUGGUUUUUAUCGUAUGAUACCAAAUCGUCGAAUACUUAUUCCACAUAAGAUUACAAUGGAUAAUAUAUUUGGUGAUGAAUCACAUAUUAUGAUUAAUCAACACUUCUCUCAAGCACAUCCUAUAAAUUUACAUUCAUUUCGAUCACGAUUCGAUCUUACAAAUACAAUGAGUUUAUUAGAUUUUAAUCAUAAUCAACAAUAUUUACAUGAAAUCGAAUCAAUUCAAUUACUUUCAUCACUUGUUAUACGUUCUAUACAAAUACAUAGACAUUAUGAUAAAUUUGUUCCCGGAUUAUUCUCAGCAAAUUUUACAAAUCUAUUAAAUAUUUCACAAAUGCAAUUGAAUUCAUCAGCAAAUAUGAAUAUGUCAACAAAAUUACCACCAAUUAUACAUCAACGACCGACAUCGAGACAAUAUGCUCAUAUUCAAUCAAACGCAGAAGCAAGAGCAAUUAGAGAAGGUAUUAAUAUUUACAAAGCUCAAUAUAUGGAAGGUAUAUUAUCUAACCUUCGUAAAACUCAUAAAGAACAAACCAAAACAACACUAACUUCAUCAUCUUCACAUCUUUCAAAUUCGAAACAAAACGAUAUUACACAUGCUUGGCUUCUUAUCAAUUUAUUAAAAUCUCACGGUAUAUUUUAUUCGGAAAGUUAUCUUCAAAAAAUUAUUCAAUUUUAUCCAAAAUUUCUACCAUUACUUCAUACAAAAAUACCACAACAUCGUAUAUAUACUAUUUGGAAUGAUCCAAUUAUGAAACAAAUUGCAUCAAUAUUAGGUCACAAACAAAAUGAAAUAUCAGUGAAAAGUUAUACAGAAUCAUUAGUACCGCUAACAAACGAUGAAUAUUCAUUAAAUAGUUUUGAUUAUUUAUCAUCAAUACAUCAUGAUGAUUCUAAGAAAAAAUUUGUACCAUCUAUUCGUGGUUCCAAAAUGAAUAUAUCACGUCAAGUUCUCAAAUCUUGUUUUGAAGAUAUGGAAAUGAAUUCAAUAAUAUCAUCAAAUAAUUCCAUACGUGGGGAAAAUCGAUCAAAAUUAUAUAAAGGUCGGGUUGAUAUACAUUCUAUGUUGGAUCAAAAAGAAUCUGUAAAAAAUCGAUCACAACAAAUGACUAAAACAAGUGGAUUCCUACCGAUUAUAGUACGAGCUCCGAUGUGCCAUUAA
Adineta steineri is the source of this 3264-nucleotide messenger RNA. The record is from the annotation of a GenBank genome assembly. NCBI's taxonomy places the organism in Eukaryota, Metazoa, Rotifera, Eurotatoria, Adinetida, Adinetidae.